Molecule: messenger RNA, 614 nt
Organism: Drosophila melanogaster (fruit fly)
Lineage: Eukaryota; Metazoa; Arthropoda; Insecta; Diptera; Drosophilidae
Gene: Irbp18
Product: inverted repeat binding protein 18 kDa
Exons: 2
Coding region: 77-418 (113 amino acids)
Biological process (GO): DNA-templated transcription; regulation of transcription by RNA polymerase II; regulation of DNA-templated transcription
Cellular component (GO): nucleus
Molecular function (GO): DNA-binding transcription factor activity; sequence-specific DNA binding
Source: RefSeq, marked reviewed
CUGUGUUUUCUUCUGCAUUUCCGUCCGAUUGCGAUCCAAUUUGAACUAAAUAAAUAUCAGUAUUAUCACGGAGAUAAUGCCGGCCAAAAAGAGAACUGCCGCGUCGACCAGCAAAAAUAGCGAUUCGCCAUUAAGUCCGCACACAGACGAUCCAGCGUACAAAGAAAAAAGAAAGAAAAACAAUGAGGCUGUUCAGCGCACACGCGAAAAGACCAAGAAAUCGGCCGAGGAACGUAAGAAACGCAUCGAUGAUUUGAGGAAGCAAAACGAUGCUCUUAAGGUUCAGAUCGAGACGAGUGAAAAACAUAUAUCUACGCUUAGAGAUCUGAUCAUUCAGGGUGAGAAAACGGAGGACGGCCAUCGAAUCAUCCAGGAGAUUCUCGCUGAACCAGAUCCCGAUCCCAAGGACAAUGACUAACGAGGAGCUUCUCCUGAUUUACCUUCUUAUAUUUUCAUACUUUUAAGCCAUUUCCCAUGGUUGUUAACCAUGUGUAUCAUCUUAGUUUUUCGAUUAAAAUGGUGCAAUUGCUCGAAUUCUAUUACAAAGACAAGCACUCAUGCAGACGAGAACAGUGUUUGUUAAAAUCCUACAUAAAUGGUUUUCAUUAUUGGUG